Carya illinoinensis is the source of this 1248-nucleotide messenger RNA. RefSeq names its product UPF0481 protein At3g47200-like. The record is from RefSeq and is a predicted model, not a curated record. The coding region runs from base 1 to 1248 and encodes 415 amino acids. Lineage: Eukaryota; Viridiplantae; Streptophyta; Magnoliopsida; Fagales; Juglandaceae. The transcript has 5 exons.
AUGGAAGAUGUGGGAGAGGAUUUUGAAACCAAUAAUCAACAAUCAAAUGAUGGUACUUCAGAUGUAGUUGGCGAUGAUCAACUGGCUGUAAUCGGUGAUAAACUGGCUGUACUUGGCGAUCAACUGGCAACUUUUGGCAAUAUUGGCACCAAUUUUGGCUUUGGUGGUGAAGAAUAUUACAAUCCAAAUGAAGAGACACAAUUUGGCCAAAUAGUUGUUCCUGAGCAUGCUAUCCGAAUCAACGAUAAUGAGAGACAAAAGCCUAUUAUCAUCAGUGGAUCAGGAUGGUCGACAUUGAAGGUUCCUCCACCUAUAUUCAAAGUUGACAAAGAAGCUUACGUCCCCAAGAUUGUCUCCAUUGGUCCAUUUCAUCAUAAUGAACCAAGUCUAAGAGCCAUGCAAACUGAAAAACGGCGAUUUCUCGAUCGCCUGGUUCAAAACCAAACAGGGCAACUUAUCCAUGAAGAAAGUCUCAACAAUGCCAUGAGAGAAUUGGAAGAAAAGACCAGAAAAUUCUAUGCAAAUGACUUUCAGACUAUAGAACUAGAUGAAUUUGUGCAGACGAUGCUUCUCGACUGUAGCUUCAUUGUAGAACUCUUGCGUUUCUAUGAGAAAAAUCGUGAAGGGGAACCCCUUUUCAAAACACGUUGGAUGCAGACAAAUAAGAUUUUUGAACUUACUCCGAGCUUGACGGGGGAGGCAACUCUGAAUACGCUUACUCUCAGGUUUUUUGAACCCUUGAGACCUGGGAAGGAGAAAUUUGAAGAAGGGACGUUGAACAAGCAUGCCAAUAGGGAUAAAACAUACCCGCAGCAGCCUACAAAGAGUGAAAAGGAAAAAACACUUCUUAGGCUUCCUAGGAAAGGUUGGGUGCAUAAUGCCAAAACACUUAGUUAUGCUGGUAUUAAGUUCCAAGCAAAAUCUAGUUGCAUUCUCGACAUACAGUUUAUAGGCAAGACGUUAAAUAUUUCAAAUAUGGUCAUCGAUGAUAGCACUAGCCCUGUGUUGAGGAACUUGACAGCCUAUGAACAAAACAACUGUGAUCAUAGUGGAUACGGUCGAGGAUGUCAAGAUUUUUGUAAUGCUGGGAUUAUCAAACAUGCAAUGGGUAGAGACGAGAAGGUGGCGAAUGUUUUCAACAGACUCACUAAAGAGCUGGUGUUUGAUAUUAAUGAAGAGUAUUGCUACAUGACCAAGGAAAUCAAAAACAUCAACCGUCAUUGCCGAAUGCACGACAUUAGAGUUUGA